AUGGGCGAGGAAGAGUUGCUGGGGGACAUCGUCGGGGCCCAGCCCUUCCCGGGCGCAGACGUCAUCGACGGGGAGGCCCAGACGGAGCACUUUGCGCCGAUCAUCGCCUUUGACGCCCACGACGUCGCCGUCCAGACCUCUGGCGAGGUGAUCUUCUCGUCCUUCGUGGGCGACACUACCCAGGAGGCUUUGGCGGCUGCCAUCCGUGCCCUGUCACGUGAUGAUCGUCGUCGUCUCGUCGGGGCGCUUAGGCUGGCUGAGGAGCAGCCCUUGGUCGAUGUGGCUCCGACUGGAGGGGCGGGGGACCCCUCUUCAUCGUCGGUGCCUACGCUGGACCUCCUCGACUUCACGCCUGUGACGACGCCG
Molecule: messenger RNA, 366 nt
Organism: Symbiodinium necroappetens
Lineage: Eukaryota; Dinophyceae; Suessiales; Symbiodiniaceae
Source: the annotation of a GenBank genome assembly